UGGGUGACCGUGCCUAUACUGUUGCUGGGUGAAAUGGAGCAACUGCGAAAGGAGGCGGAGAGCCUGAAGGAUGAGAUUACUGCGGCUCGUAAAGCAGUGCAGGACCUUACGCUGCAGGAUCAUGUGGCGGGGACAGCUGUUGUGGGACAUGUCCAGCUAAAGAUCAGAAAGACAUUGAGAGGACAUCUGGCCAAAAUCUAUGCCUUGCACUGGGGGACAGACUCAAAACUGUGUGUCAGUGCAUCUCAAGAUGGUAAACUGAUUGUAUGGGACAGCUACACCACUAACAAGGUACUGAAAUAUUUGAACGGCCAGUGCAGACAGACAUUUGGAGGCCAUGAGAGUGACAUCAACGCUAUUGGGUUUUUCCCCAAUGGCAAUGCAGUGAUCACAGGUUCAGACGACGCUUCCUGCAAGCUGUACGACCUGCGUUCAGACCAGGAGCUCAUCACAUACCAGGACUCCAGCAUCAUGUGCGGCGUGACCUCCAUCGCUCCCUCCUUCUCUGGAAGACUCAUCCUCGCUGGCUAUGACGACUUCAACUGCAACAUCUGGGACUCGCUGAAUGCGGAGAAAGUCGGAGUGUUGUCUGGUCAUGACAACAGAGUGAGCUGUAUUGGUGUGACACCUGAUGGAAUGGCCUGCUGCACAGGAUCAUGGGAUAGCUUCCUGAAGAUCUGGAACUAAGGCUCUGUCUCAAAUGGAGGCAAAAUCAGAAUAUGUCAGACAGGGUUAAAUGCAAAGGGACAACUGAAACAGGACUAUGGGAUGUAGUUGUAUAAGUAGGGAGAGAAAGCAAUGUUUGUUGUGCCGUCACAACGAGAAAGAUUGUGAAUAAGAAGACCUCAUUUAGAGAUGGGCUGACCUGUACAAUAAUCUUGUCAAAGAAAUCAUGCAAUACCAGAAAACUUGUUUUUCAGGGACUGCUAACUGCUAAAGUGGGCAUUUACAAAGCCAUUACCUAUUUGGUGAUUCGUGAGGUCAUUUUUUGAUAGGGUCAUUAACAAAUGGGUGUCACAGCAUAUUAUCAAUAAUAGCAUAUGAAAUAAGACUUUCAACACUAGUUGGAUCAAGCUUACUGAGAUCUAAAUGCAUCCUGUGCUAUUAAACCUAUAAGACAGAGGUUGCCAAAAUAGUUGCACAAGAUUGAAUAUACAAUGACUUAAGUCUAACAAAGAAUAUUUUUACUUUUAUAAAAUGUGGUUUACAAACUAUAGGCAGAUUAAUUAAGUUUUAG
Messenger RNA from Sinocyclocheilus rhinocerous, 1237 nucleotides. Its product is annotated as guanine nucleotide-binding protein subunit beta-1-like. The record is from RefSeq and is a predicted model, not a curated record. The transcript has 7 exons. Gene Ontology annotation, molecular function: protein binding. Lineage: Eukaryota; Metazoa; Chordata; Actinopteri; Cypriniformes; Cyprinidae. The annotation marks the transcript as partial. Gene Ontology annotation, biological process: signal transduction.